Siniperca chuatsi (mandarin fish) is the source of this 2539-nucleotide messenger RNA. It is a transcript of the gene nocta, whose product is annotated as nocturnin a. Gene Ontology annotation, molecular function: poly(A)-specific ribonuclease activity. The transcript has 3 exons. Gene Ontology annotation, biological process: circadian rhythm. The coding region runs from base 415 to 1788 and encodes 457 amino acids. Lineage: Eukaryota; Metazoa; Chordata; Actinopteri; Centrarchiformes; Sinipercidae. The record is from RefSeq and is a predicted model, not a curated record.
AUGAGGGGGAUCAUUGAAUAUAGCUUUUUUAAAUUUAGACUUUUAUCCAUUUGCGAAGGAAAAUAAAAGAGUUAGAUACAUUUCCAACGAAGUAUAUUCAAUUCUUAUAGUAUAUAGUCAAUUCAAACAUAUGUCGGUGCCCUCGUCAAAGCAUUAUGGACUAGCCCACCAUUGGCCAACCCCUCAGUAGCCGGUGUUCCGUGACUCACUGGAAAAAUGAUGUAACUUUUGCCGGCUUUCUGUUACCUUCAAAAGUACAAAGAGAAAAGGAAGUUUAUCCUGUCAAACCGCGUGUAGGGGGAACAUUCUCAAGCAUUUUGUUGAAUAAAUGGCUCGGUUUCGUUACUUUAGGUGAAAAGACAGCGGCACACUGCCACUAACUUACAGUACUAUCUCCGUUAGACUCAGUAAAGAAUGAAUCCAGCUCGUCGCUGUUCGGCGUUAUUGAGAAAACUGUGUGUGUCCUCGUUGGGGGGACCGACAGAGAGGAGACCAUUUUCACCGGGAGCAGUGUCAGGCCCGGCGGGAACACGGAACUGUCACCCCGGUGUCGGAAGAGGGAGAGUCAAAGGGACCUAUCCCCAGAUGAAGCCGAGCGGAGCAUCCACCACUGGGGCAGCAGCAGUUAGUCCAAUGGGUGGCAGCAGCAGCAGCCGGUUGUUUGGUACGUUGGCCCAGUCACUGAGCAGCAGCCCCUUGGCCCAACCACACAUGUACCCAGAUGAGAACCCAGACCAUGAUUUGGACCAGGACCUGGCCGAGAUCGACCCGAACCAGCUGCUCAGAGAGUGCGAGGAGGCCCUGCAGAGACGUCCGGCCCGGCCACACCGGGAUCUGGUCUAUCCCAGUGGCACUGCGCCCUGCCGGCACAAGCAUAACCCCUCCAUACGGGUCAUGCAGUGGAAUAUACUCGCACAAGCUCUUGGUGAGGGGAAGGACGGGUUUAUCCACUGUCCACUGGACGCUCUCAACUGGCAGGAAAGGAAGUACCUGAUCCUGGAGGAGAUCCUUACCUACCGCCCCGACAUCCUGUGUCUACAGGAAGUGGAUCACUACUACGACACUUUCCAGCCAAUCAUGGCCGGCCUGGGUUACCAGGGCACCUUCCUGGCCAAACCCUGGUCUCCCUGUCUGGAUGUAGAGCAGAAUAAUGGUCCUGACGGCUGCGCUCUGUUUUACCGCCGGUCACGCUUCUCCAUCCAGACCACAGCUCACCUGCGGCUGUCGGCCAUGAUGCUGCCCACCAACCAGGUAGCCAUCGUCCAGACGCUGAACUGCCAGGUAACGGGCCGGAGUGUGUGCGUGGCUGUCACCCAUCUGAAAGCUCGGAGUGGCUGGGAGAGGCUACGGAGUGCGCAAGGUGCUGACCUUCUGCAAAGUUUACGCAGCAUAACGUCCCGAGGUGGCAGCAGCAGCCAGACCGAGGCUGCGUCAGGCCCCGUCCCCUUAGUAGUGUGCGGGGACUUUAACGCUGAGCCCUCGGAGGACGUUUACCGACGCUUCAGCUCCUCCCCCCUUGGUCUGAACUCCGCAUACAAGCUGCUGAGCUCCGACGGACAGACGGAGCCAGCCUAUACCACGUGGAAGAUCCGCCCCUCUGGAGAGAGCUGCAGCACUCUGGACUAUAUUUGGUAUACCCAUGAUGCUUUGAGUGUGGAGUGCCUGUUGGACAUUCCCACGGAGGAGCAGAUCGGCCCAGGCCGCCUCCCCUCCUACCACUACCCCUCUGACCAUUUGUCACUGCUCUGUGACAUCAGCUUCAGGGAGGAGCCCCACAGAUUGAUGUAGGCUGCCAGUCACAGCAGCCCUGGACCAAUAGGAGGACUGAGUGAGUGGACCGCUUGUCCAGAAACAAUACUGAACCUUUGCUUUAAAUCAGAGUGACGAAAGUGAACAUGGCAUCCUCUACUGGUGUGUGUCGGCUCAUUUUGAAGCCAGCAGACAGAGGGCGGAGUCAUGGUGGGGCAAGUGAAACCUGAUUGGAGCAUGAAUAAUUUGCAAUCAUGAGAUGGACACAAACCCAAAUAAGCCUGUCACUUUCUGUAAGGUUGCUAUUAUUUUAAAGUCAUAGUCGUAAUGGGGAACAUUAGAAGAGAAAUGAGGCAUUGCUACAUCACUUCUGCUACUUUAGCAACAAGUUGGGAAUGGAUCCGCUGACUGGUGUAGAGGUGGGUGGGGUUUGGAGUCACACUGUCAGUCCCCAGUGUUUAACUGAACGUUCCCUCUCUUUAACUGACCUUCAGCUAAAUGGCAGCUAAGGGGUUCAUCUGCUGAAGUUUCUGGAAAGCAAUUGCAGUUAUUUAUCGUUUCCAAUAUGCACAUAAGAUUGUUAUCACCUAAUUUUCUUAAAUUAUUCCUUAUACUUUUCUAUCAGUUGGUUAUACCGUUAUCAACAGCUUUUCCUGUUGUGUUUUUAAAUGAAUUAUUUUGCUUUGAUGUAAUCGUCGAUGGUUCUUCAGUUUGACACUGUUGCUGUGACUACCUGUGAACGUGAGGAGAAAUGUUAAUAUAUAAAAUAAAGUAAUUAUUUUUACUCUUA